AUGGUUGACAACGGCGAGGAAGGCAAAGAUCCUCCCAUUCGGGAGAAAGUUAUUUCGGAGGGCAGACCUCCCGACGAAAUAGACCCUGAAAACAUAUCCCACACACCAAUAUUCGGCAACUCUUCUUUUCCCUCGAAUAAUGAAAGUAAUCCAUCAACAACAAACUCCUCUGUUAAAAAGGCUAACGAGUUGCCUGAAGCUGCCCCUCGCCGUCGGGUUUACCAACCUGGAUCGACGGGACCUUGGGUGGUUUACAUCCGGUCCAAACCGAAUGGGAAAUCACCCAAUAAAGUUCGAGAAACUCCUGCUCCAAAGGCGGACAAAUUAGAAGGGCUGAUCGAAUUUGGCGUGAGAGUGCAAGCUUUGUGCGAUCACAUAGAAGCAGCAAACGAAAUGGAGCAUAUGUCAAAUCCUUCGCUUCUUCAGGAACUCGUUGCCAAGCUACCGACAGAGCGAAAAAUGAUGUGGGCCGCGUACAGGCGCUGUCUCUCAGUAGUAAACCUGAAAACAUUCAGUGCUUACAUGACCGAAGUAGUACAAGAUGCAUUGACAGUGGUAAACUACGAACCAGAAACCAGAGUGAAAGAAGUCAUCCGCGAUAGAACGAAACCGAAGGGAUUUGUCAACUCUCAUACUUUGGAAUCUGGCGACCACACCGAAAUUCCUGAAGAGCCGACAGUAACCAAUAAGGCGGGACCGUUCAAACACUUCGAUUGUGCUCAUUGUGAAAAACCCGGCCAUCGACUUUAUGAAUGCGGCGAGUUUAAAAGACUUAGUGUUGACGAUCGAUGGAGGAGAAUCCGUGCACUGCGAAUAUGUCAAAACUGCCUGUAUGGUCAUGGGAGGAGAUCAUGCCGCAGGAGCAGCCAAUGCGAUAUCAACGGGUGUCAAAACCGUCACCAUUAUCUCUUGCAUUCCCCUAAAACUUCAAACGAGAAUGACAAAGACUUAGUCGUAGCGGAACACCACACGCACCGAUUUCUGCCGUCAUCCUCGCUCUUCCGAAUUGUUCCAGUUAAGCUCUAUGGUAAACACGAAACGUUAGACACCUUCGCAUUCCUAGACGAAGGAUCAGACCUUACGCUUAUCGAAAGAAACGUAGCCACCACUCUGGGAAUUCGUGGUAGCCCACAAGCUUUGUGUCUUCGAUGGACCGGUAGUAUGACUCGCACUGAGAAAAAUUCUGAGCGUAUAACAAUGGAAAUCUCCGGUAAUCAAAACGCUAAAAGAUAUCGAUUCAACGCAAGAACCGUGGAAAAUCUAGGAUUACCUUCUCAACACCUCCAAGCUGAGGAAAUGGUUCAGAAAUAUAAACAUCUGUCGGGCAUACCAUUAACUAGCUACCGGGACGCGAAACCUAAAAUACUUAUAGGUAUCGACAACCUAAGUUUGGCGGUUCCUUUGAGGACAAGGGAAAAGGAUGGAAUAGCUGCGGUUAAAACAAGACUUGGUUGGUGUGUCUAUGGCUCGGCCUCAACAGAAAAGGAUGAGGCAUACAAUUUCAACGUAUGUAACUGCACAUGCGACCGUGAUCUCCAGGAAUCCGUUAAGCUAAUGUACGAAGUCGACGCUGUGGGCGUUAAACCCAGGGAGAUUCCCCUAUCUCCUGAAGAAGAACGCGCACUCUACCUAUUGAAAACAACCACCAAAUCUGUAGACAACUUUUUCGAAACCGGACUCCUGUGGAGAAACGAUCACAUCGAAUUCCCCGAUAGCUACCCUAUGGCACUUAGCAGACUGGAGGGACUGGAACGAAGAAUGGCCCAAAAACCGGAGUUAGGUGAAAAUGUUCGUCGACAAAUACGUGAAUACGUGGAAAAAGGAUAUGCCCAUCGUGCAACGAAAAUGGAAUUGGACCAAGCAGACCCCAGAAGAAUCUGGUACUUACCGUUAGGUCUCGUGACCAACCCAAAGAAACCCUCAAAGGUACGCAUGAUCUGGGAUGCGGCGGCCAAAGUGGACGGCAUCUCCCUUAACAGUAUGCUACUAAAAGGCCCCGACCAGCUCGCUUCCCUCGUGGCAAUACUGUUCCGCUUUCGACAAUUUUAUGUGGCUGUUAGCUCUGACAUUAAAGAAAUGUUUCAUCAAAUCCGUAUCCGGGAUGAUGAUAAACAUUCUCAGCGAUUUUUAUGGCGAGAAAACCCUACGGAAGGACCUACGGUUUACCUUAUGGAUGUGUGCACAUUUGGGAGCACCUGUUCUCCGGCCUCCGCGCAGUUUGUGAAGAACUUGAACGCUACUAAUCAUGCCGACCUUUAUCCGGAAGCCUCGAGAGCGAUCCAAUUUGAUACCUACGUGGACGACUAUCUAUCGAGUUUCAGUUCGCAAGAAGAAGCAGCCAAAACUGCCGUCGAAGUUCGUCUGGUUAACAAAAAUGGAGGGUUCCAGCUACACCACUGGAGAUCGAACAGCACGAUUGUGAUGGAGGCGUUAAACGAAAAACAAGUUAUCGAGAAGAAGAAUCUUAGUUCGCUGGAUAAUACCGAUACAGAAAGGGUGCUGGGUCUACUCUGGGACCCCUCUACGGAUGAAUUAAGUUUUUCUACUGAUAUGAAACCCGAAGUUAGGAUCCUCAUCGCACAGAAUAUAAAACCUACAAAACGACAAGUUCUACGCUGCGUCAUGUCUCUGUACGACCCACUAGGAGUUCUAGCACCAUACAUCAUUCAUGGAAGAAUUUUGAUCCAGGACUUAUGGCGUGCAAAAACCACCUGGGAUGAGCAAAUCCCCGACGAAGCCUUUGAACGAUGGACACAGUGGUUUUGUGUCAUAGAGCACAUAGCAAAAAUUCGUAUUCCUAGAUGCUACUUUCCUAACGCUAACCGUGGAACCUACGAUAACGUAGAGUUGCAUGCCUUCGUCGACGCUAGCGAGGUUGCUUAUUGUUGCGUUAUAUAUUUCAGAACACUGAACCCUAACCUCGAAUCGCAAUGCAGCCUAAUCACAGCCAAUGCCAAAGUAGCACCACUCAAACCAUGGUCCAUACCACGCCUCGAACUUCAAGCGUGCGUGUGGGGUGCUCGCCAGACAAAGUUCGUGCAAGAAAACCAUAGUGUACCGAUAUCGAGAACCAUACUGUGGACAGACUCGAUGACGGCACUGUCCUGGAUAAAUGCUGACCCUCGAAAUUACCGGCCGUUCGUUUCCAACAGAAUCGUUGAGAUUCAGGAGUUAACAUCAGAAUGUGAAUGGAAAUGGAUUCCAAGUAAAUUAAACCCCGCUGAUGAAGCGACAAAGUGGGGAACCGGACCCUACUUUACACAAGAUAGUUUUUGGUUUAGUGGGCCUGACUUUCUAAAAUUACCCGAAAGUGAUUGGCCGUUUUUGAAAGGGACUCCCACGACAACCACCGAAGAAAUCCGCGCAUCCGUUCUGCAUCAUACUCUUGAUCAACCUUUGGUCGAAUAUGAAAACUUCAGCUCGUGGGAAAAACUACAACGAACGUACGCUUUCAUUUUGCGAUUUGCAAAAAAUGCCAAAAAAAAUAACCCCAAACAAAGGGGUCAUCUCCAACAAAACGAACUACGAGAAGCAGAAGAGGAAAUCUUUAGGCAGAUUCAAAAGGAAGCUUUUGCAGAUGAAAUAGCGACCCUUGAAAAAGGUUUACCAAUAGGAGCAAGUCGGAAGCUGGUCAACAAGGAAAGCAAAAUCUAUAAAAUGAUACCCCAGUUAGACGACCGCGGACUUCUGCGUCAAAAUAGUCGAAUUGAAGCUGCGAAGGACUUCCCAUACAGUGUACGUUACCCGAUAAUUCUGCCAAAUAACCAUCGAGUCACUGAACUUCUUGCUGAUCGUUAUCAUCGCAUCUUUCGCCACGGCAACUCGGAAACGGUUGUAAAUGAAAUGAGACAAGUCUACGCAAUUCCUGGACUGCGGGUGUUGGCUAAAAGAGUAAGUAAAGAAUGUCAGUGGUGCAAAAUACGUCGGGCAAAACCUUCGAUACCCCCUAUGGCUCCGCUACCAUUAGCCCGCUUAGCACAUCACGAGCGAGCAUUCACGUUCACGGGCCUUGAUUACUUUGGCCCUUUACUUGUUAAAGUAGGAAGGGCUAGCAUUAAACGCUGGAUAGCUCUUUUUACGUGCUUGACCACUAGAGCCGUACACCUAGAGGUCGCCCACUUCCUUACAACCGCUUCAUGUAUCUCAUGCGUUAAACGCUUCGUCGGUCGCCGUGGUACGCCGUACGAGUUUUUCACAGAUAAUGGUACCAACUUCCAAGGAGCAGAACGUGUCCUUAGAGAACAGAUAAGCCAAGGCCUGUCUGCUACGUUUACCAGCAGCGAUACUAAAUGGACGUUCAUACCACCGGGAGCUCCACAUAUGGGAGGCGCCUGGGAGCGUCUUGUCCAAUCGGUUAAGCGCGCCAUGGACUAUGCUUUCAACGAGGAAAAGCUUGAUGAAGAGGGGUUGAUGACACUAGUUGUGGAAGUUGAGAGUAUGGUGAACACUAGACCACUGACUUACUUACCAAUUGAAUCGGAAGAGUCAGAGGCAUUAACUCCUAACCACUUUCUGCUACUAAGUUCAAACGGAGCCAAAACCACUUGGGUAGAUAAAAAAUCCCGUUCAGAUCAGAAAGCCAAAUUAGGUUGCGCAGAACUUAGACACCUACUAGGCCGCUCAUGGGAUAAUAUCCAGAACCAACUGGAUAAAUUCUGGGAGCGUUGGAUCAAGGAAUACCUUCCAGUAAUAAGACGACAGUCAAAGUGGUUCGAGGACUCCAGGCAGUUGGACGAAGGAGACGUCGUGAUGGUGAUUGACCCUACAAAGCGCAAUGGAUGGGAACGAGGCAGAAUUCUUCGAUUGAUACACAACCCAGAUGGACGUGCAAGGCAAGCUGUGGUACGAACAACUAGUGGCGAGCACAAACGUCCGGUGUCGCGACUGGCAUUAUUAGAUGUUAAAGGUCGUACGAUUCCGGAAGAUACCGAAACGCACCAGGGGGAGACUGUCGCCGAACAAACAGCAACAUUGGCGACACUGGCGUGA
Molecule: messenger RNA, 4989 nt
Organism: Uranotaenia lowii
Lineage: Eukaryota; Metazoa; Arthropoda; Insecta; Diptera; Culicidae
Exons: 3
Coding region: 1-4989 (1662 amino acids)
Biological process (GO): DNA integration
Molecular function (GO): nucleic acid binding
Source: RefSeq, a predicted model, not a curated record